UUGAUCAGCUGUGUCCAAUCACAGCUGUUCACAUGUAAACAGGGAAAUGCCGGUUACUGGCAUUUCUCUCCCCACGAGCUGUCACACUGCCAGAGGAGAGCCGCCCCAGCAGCAUCACCUGUCAGUGUCCAUCAGUGGCAGCUCUCAGUGCUCAUCCAUGCCACCUGCCAGUGCCCAUCAGUGCCACAUCAAUGCCACAUAUCAGUGCCCAUCUGAGCUGCCUUUCAGCAUCACCCAUCAGUGCCAGUCAGGGCCACCUAUCAGUGCCAGUCAGUGCCACCUAUCAGUGCCAGUCAGUGCCGCCUAUCAGUGCCCGUCAGUGCUGCCUAUCUAUCACUGCUGCCUAACAGUGCCAGUCAUUGCCACCUAACAGUGCCAGUCAGUGACACCUAUCAGUGCCACCUAUCAGUGCAGCCUAUCAGUGCCAUAUAUGAGUGCUGCCUUUCAGUGCCCAUCAAUG
Staurois parvus is the source of this 460-nucleotide messenger RNA. Lineage: Eukaryota; Metazoa; Chordata; Amphibia; Anura; Ranidae. The record is from the annotation of a GenBank genome assembly.